Molecule: messenger RNA, 4412 nt
Organism: Phycodurus eques (leafy seadragon)
Lineage: Eukaryota; Metazoa; Chordata; Actinopteri; Syngnathiformes; Syngnathidae
Gene: spns2
Product: SPNS lysolipid transporter 2, sphingosine-1-phosphate
Exons: 13
Coding region: 26-1903 (625 amino acids)
Biological process (GO): lipid transport; transmembrane transport; sphingosine-1-phosphate receptor signaling pathway
Cellular component (GO): membrane
Molecular function (GO): transmembrane transporter activity; sphingolipid intramembrane carrier activity
Source: RefSeq, a predicted model, not a curated record
UAAUUUUUUUUUUUAUUCUUAUUGUAUGAACAUGAAUCAUUGCACGCCGGUUUCACCUUGCACGGUUAUCUUAACCAAACCCCCCCCCCCCGCACCACCCGGGUUUGCGGCGCAAUCAGGUGCGCGUCCCUCAUUGGCUGCCGGCCGCGCAGGGGCGGGGUUUACAGUUCCUGGCCGCACCCCUUGCGCUCGCCUGCUUGACAAGGGGGGGGGUGGGGGGUGGACGACAACCCAGGAGCGCAGCGGCCCUCGGUCACUCCGCACUGGUGGAAAAAUAUGGUGCCGAGAGGAGCUCAUCCUGCGCUCCACCGCCACAGCGACUAAAUCCACAGCGAGCGCUCACACUCGGGUGUUGUUUUCUUGUGCCCUGCUGUCACUUUGCACCAGAAUGUGCGUGGAGGGCGACGGAUGCGAGGUGGAGGGCUGCGGCCGUUCGGACGAAGUGCGCACGCUGUCGGGCGGCGUGAGCACCGCGCUCAAAUCCAACCCGGACCUGCGCGCCUGCAAACCCGGGCACAAAUUUCGAGCCGCGCUGCUCCGAUGCCGCUCGCCGGCCGUCGCCGCCGGGAUCCUCAGUUUCGGGAACGUGCUCAACUACAUGGACAGAUGCACAGUAGCCGGCGUCGCGCUUGACAUCCAGAAGCAUUACGAGGUGUCGGACAGCGUCGUGGCCUUGUUGCAAACAGUGUUCAUCUGCAGCUUCAUGGUGGCAGCUCCCAUCUUCGGUUACCUGGGCGACCGCUUCAACAGGAAGGCCAUCCUGAGCUGCGGCAUUUUCUUUUGGUCCACCGUCACGCUGUUGAGCUCCUUCAUCAGCAAAGAGUACUACUGGCUGUUCGUGCUCUCCCGGGGGCUGGUGGGCAUUGGAGAGUCCAGCUACUCGUCCAUCUCCCCCACCAUCAUAGGAGACUUGUUCACCAAUAACAGGCGCACCAUGAUGCUCUCUUUCUUCUACUUGGCCAUCCCUUUGGGAAGCGGAUUGGGUUACAUCCUGGGCACCAGCGCCAAGGUAGCUUCAGGAGACUGGCACUGGGCACUGAGGGUGACUCCGGUUUUGGGGAUGACCGCAGCCACCCUGAUCAUGCUCUUUGUGCCUGAGCCAAAGCGAGGAAGCGCCGACCAGAUGGGAGGACGCAUCAAGACCCGCACGUCGUGGCUGUGUGACAUGAAGGCGCUCGCUAAAAAUCGGAGUUACGUGUUCUCGUCCCUGGCGUCCGCCGCCGUCUCUUUUGCUACGGGUGCGUUCGGGAUGUGGAUUCCCAUCUACCUUGCCAGAGCUCAGGUGGUCCAGAAGACCGCAGAACCGUGCGACACCAAAGAAAUCUGCAGCAGCACAGAAAGUCUUGUCUUCGGGGCAAUCACUUGCGUCACGGGCCUGUUGGGCGUGCUCAUCGGGGCCGCCACCACGCGCAUGUGCCGGAAGAAGACGGAGCGAGCGGAUCCCCUCGUGUGCGCCGUCAGCAUGCUGGGCUCGGCCAUCUUCAUCUGCCUUAUUUUUGUCGUGGCAAAGAAGAGCAUCACAGGAGCUUACGUCUGCAUCUUCAUAGGAGAGACGCUGCUCUUCCUGAACUGGGCCAUCACGGCUGACAUUUUAAUGUUUGUGGUUAUUCCCACGCGGAGAGCAACAGCGGUGGCGUUCCAGAGCUUCACCUCUCACCUGCUGGGUGAUGCGGGAAGUCCAUACCUAAUUGGUCUGAUCUCUGACAGCCUUCGCGAGAGCUACGCGACGUCGGCGCUGUGGCGCUUCCUCAGUCUGGGCUACGCCCUCAUGCUCUGUCCCUUCAUCAUCGUCCUGGGCGGCAUGUUCUUCCUGGCCACCGCGCUCUUCUUUCUGGAUGACCGAGAGAAGGCUCAGAAUCAGUUGAGCCAGCUCUCUCGGCCCUCCGCUUCGGUCAAGGUGUGAUGAGGUGACAACCGAGUGAAGAAGCAGCAAAGAGGAGCUCAAAUUCCGGGGGGCAGCUGUUUUCCAAACCACACCCGUGCGCCUCCCCGCCGCCGCUCCUCUAAACGCAUCCGCGGAAACGCUUCUUAACUGGACUCGAGGGCGCGUCUUGCCCCUCCUCGGGAGUCGCCUCUCGAAAUCGCGAGCUGGUGAGAAGGUGCCCGGCGGCGUGCCGAAGCCUGCCAACUUGACAGCUGGUGUCUGUGAGGAUCCACUGAACUUUCACUCCGAGAGGGAGGAGGUGACCUCUGUGACAUCUCCUGAUGCCAUACUACUGAAUGCUGACCAUGAACCUACCCUGUCUGUCUGUCUGUCUGUCUGUCUGCCUGCCUGCCUGCUUGUCCGUCAGUUGGCUGUCAAUCUGCACCAAGUGCCAUUGUGUCAUUACAUUCCUUCAGACUUUGCACUGACCACCCUCAUGACAUCACCGCCGACGAUGUUUACAUGCACCGUUCAGCCUUUCGUACGGAAAGACAACGUAUUAUGCCCCCGCCCUCCGGCCCGUCCAAAGCCUGGAAACAGACCAAAAAACUGCAAACGUAAUGCAGGGCAACUUAAGUAAAACCUGCGAGUGUGAAGCAAAGUCGUUACCUGCCGCCAUGGCGUUACAAGCAAGGCUGCGCCGUGCGUGCAAACAUAGUCUGCGCCCGAGAGCCAAAACGUGUGAUCGUGCGUGGGUCAGUGAAUCGGCCUUAAAAGCGCUCCUGUCCGCACAGCAAGCCAGCUGUUCCCGACGAGCCUCGUAUGCAAAUCCUUUUGAGCUUUGAGCACUUCAAAUCGGUGUGUGCCAGAGAACGUGACCGGGACGGGAGAAAGUUCACAAAAUGAUCUCUCGUUUGCAAUGAUCUGGCUUUUUCUAUGUGAGGUCAAAGGAGGUUACUGCCUGGGAUUGUUGUUGAGGGAUCAACAUGAUACAAUCUGGGUGCUUUAAAAAGGACACUGGAUGAUAUAUUUUAUAAUUUAUUGUAUGUAUAUAUGCCCCCCCCCCCCCCCAAAAAAAAAAUGAAUGGAAUUAUUAUUGUGACUUGGGGAUGUAUAAAGGGGUGUUUUGAUGUACGUGGGAAGCAAUACUUGUGUUUUGUGGAAGCUUUUUAGCCACACUGCCUUAUCAUUGAGCUGGCUUUCUCCCUCUCUGAUGCUUGGUUUAGAAUUUCUGGACAAAAGAAGAGUUCAGUCCAGCCCACACCGGAUAGAACAACAUCUACCCCUCUUGUCUAUAUUUGAGCUAUCACGCCUUGACUAGAAAAGAACCUUUGACGUGAGCUGCAGUCGCAAGCCAUUAGUUUAUUGCUGAAGGAAAUCUAAAUCCCAGACAGGAAGAGGAAAUGUUCCAACAGAUAAGCGAGCAUCGCUAACCCCCAACCCCAGCCCCCCCCCCUUUGUCCAUGAGGGGAUUCAAGCCGGACAAUUAUUUAAAAACAUGCAGCAGUCGCGCCGCACUGAACGCAUGAAGCUGCUGCUGUAGCUUCUGAGGAAAAGAAUUGGUUAGUUGGACUGCAAAUUGUUCAUGAUAAUGCAAAACAUUUUGACAGUACCUGUUAGAAGCAAGUUGACUGAAACCACGAAUAAAGUUUGAAAACAGGCGCGUGCGAGCACUUUCAGGCUUGCAAGGAAACAGGCGUGAUCGGGAAGCGAUGACCUUGGUGGAGGAAUUAGACGUUACUGGAGGCGUGUGAGCGGCACCGACGGGACCCGCGCGCGGGCUGUGCCCUUGCUCUCGGAUGAUUAGCUUUAGCUUCGCUGAGCGCGGUGGUGUCCGACCGACGCGUUUGUACACGUGCAACGACUACAGCUAACUUCUUACCUUGGGUUCAUUUUUUUUAUCAUUACCAAACGUGCAGCAAUCGUAAUAUAUUGUAAAGUGAUGGCUCGGAUGCAAUGUAUUUAUGACUAAUCUGUAAAGGGAAUUGUUAGGCUUGUUUAAAUUACACUUUGUCAUUGUCAUUGGGGUUUGAGACAACUGCUUGUGCUUCCUUUUGUAUCUAAAUCAAAACAAUCACAUUUUUUUUUUUUUUUUUUUUUUUCUAAGAACCAACAUGUUGAACCAUUUUGCACAUUCAACGUUCAGGGAUUUUAUUUCAAUCCAUGUCGCCGCCUCUACCCUACUGGUCAUUUCAUGCGCACAUCCAAGCGUUUGUCACCAAGUGGGUUGCCAAAUUUCGUUGAUCUAGCGCCAGUCCUUCAGUAUCUGUUGUAAUCUAGGAAAGCUACGUUAAAUCAUCAUUCGAGCGAUGUAUCGAGAAUGCACUAUUUCUUGUCGUACAAGAAUCUGUAUAUAAAGAAACCUGUUCUAUUUCUGGUGUUUGUGCAGAAAACGAGGUUAUUUUUAUUUGUAGGCAGGUUGACCCGAGAGAAGCGUGAACAGAUAUUAUUGAUAUUAUCUAGAAAUGAACUGUGAUGCUCCCGUCAGGGGUCGAUUCAAAAUGUACACAGCUGCAAUUCAAAUAAACAAAGUAUUUAAUCACCUUUA